CUCCCAACCUGAAGGGCCGGCCUCGGAAAAAGAAGCUGUCGGUCUCGCAACGCUGCGACUCCCAGAAUACACCAGCAGGCAAGGAGACGUGCAACACAGAGGGCAAGGCCCCUGCCAAGGUGAAGCCUGAGUCCAAGGCAGUGCUGUCCAGGUGGCCUAAAGGAAUCAGUAGAGGCAGCAGCUGCUGUAAGAGGGUCUCCUCUAAAGGAGGAACAGGGGGAGGAGGUGAGGAGUGUCCUCCUGAUGAACAGGCCUUCCUAGUAGCUCUGUAUAAAUACAUGAAGGAGAGGAGGACGCCCAUAGAGAGGAUCCCCUACCUGGGCUUCAAACAGAUAAACCUUUGGAACAUGUUUCAAGCAGCAGAGACCCUUGGAGGAUAUGAUCUGAUCACAUUGCGCCGACAGUGGAAACAUGUUUAUGACGAGUUAGGAGGAAACCCAGGAAGCACCAGCGCUGCAACCUGCACCAGACGACACUAUGAAAGGCUUAUCCUGCCUUAUGAGAGGUUCACUAAAGGAGAGGAAGAUAAGCCCCUCCCCCUCCCCAAACCCCGUAAAGACCUCACCACCCAGCAGGAGGUCCCCAAGACCAAGGUUCCCACGGUGACGCAGUGCCCCAAAGAGGAGCAACACCCAAAAAAAACCCAACCCCCCAGGACUGAACAGGACCCCUGUGCUAAAGGCCUGGAACUCUCACCAGUUUUAUCACCCAAAGACAUCGUAAAUCUCCAGUCAGUGUAA
Oncorhynchus gorbuscha (pink salmon) is the source of this 740-nucleotide messenger RNA. Its product is annotated as AT-rich interactive domain-containing protein 5B-like. The annotation marks the transcript as partial. Lineage: Eukaryota; Metazoa; Chordata; Actinopteri; Salmoniformes; Salmonidae. Gene Ontology annotation, molecular function: transcription cis-regulatory region binding. The transcript has 6 exons. Gene Ontology annotation, biological process: regulation of transcription by RNA polymerase II. Gene Ontology annotation, cellular component: nucleus. The record is from RefSeq and is a predicted model, not a curated record.